UGCGUGUUCUAGCUUUCUGUGUGCUUAGGUGCCCGAGCUACUGAGGGUCUAAGUCUGGGCAGCCGAAGAGUGUGGUAGGUAACGGUCGUCAGCGCAAGGGUCAUUUCGUCGCUGGGAAGGGACGGCCCUCGCCCGCGGUGAUGGUGGUUAGCAAGAUGAACAAAGAUGCGCAGAUGAGAGCAGCGAUUAACCAAAAGUUAAUAGAGACUGGAGAGAGAGAGCGCCUCAAAGAGUUGCUGAGAGCUAAAUUAAUUGAAUGCGGCUGGAAGGACCAGUUGAAGGCACACUGUAAAGAGGUAAUUAAAGAAAAAGGACUAGAACACGUUACUGUUGAUGACUUGGUGGCUGAAAUCACUCCAAAAGGCAGAGCCCUGGUACCCGACAGUGUAAAGAAGGAGCUCCUACAGAGAAUAAGAACAUUCCUUGCUCAGCAUGCCAGUCUUUAAGGUUGAAUUAGCUUGUGUUGUUCUGUGGUUUUAUUUCUGAAAGUAAAACUUGCCAUAAAUUAGAAAUCAGCUUCCCAAAAUAAAGUCCUUUUUUGUAUGAUGGUAUACAGUUUUCAGUAAUGAUGUAUACACUGUAUUGAUUUUUUCCCUAAAUGUGUUAUUUUAAUAAAUAUCUCAUGAAUGAGUUUGAUGUUUGCUUGGAUUUUGGGAUAAAUGGGACUUUGUCUUUAUUACUGAUUCACUAGGUUUGUUGAGAGGAAAAGACAGCAGUUCAUAUAAGCCAAGUAUUUAUAUGUGUGGUUCUUUGUGGUAACAGUGAAAAGUCAGCAACCUGUCCUGGUUGUCUCCUGUGAUGUAUUCCUCUUUUGAAUCCCCACAGGACUUUGUAGAUUGUAAUACCCCAUCCUGUGUGAUAGUCACUUGUCUUUUUCUUAUUUGUUAUAAUUCUGAGGGUUAGGAUUGGGUCUCACUCAUCACUAUGUGCCUUCCUUAUGCUUCAAAGAAUUACCAUCUAGUGGAAGAGAGAACAUUUGCAAGCUGCCUGCACACCAAGCUCCUCCCACCUCCUCUUCUCGUCUCAACUUUGAAAGCAGAAUCUAAAUUGCAUCUCCCAUACACUGAGGUCAAGAAAGAACGUAAUGGGAAUAAUCUGCACCCAUUAGCUUUACUCUGACAUCAGGAUUGCCAAAUCCAAAGGACUCUUGUCUGUCGUGUGACCUCUGCCGCAAAGUGAGAAUGCUGACCACCCUGCCACUUGGAACUCUUCAUCCCACUCCUCACACUGUUUCUUCCUACCACUGGAAGCUCCUCCUGUUUCUUGUGGAGUACCCUUUGCUGUAUGUGACUUGUGUAAUGUUUCGUAGGGUUCUCUCUGAGCCCUCUUUCUGACUAACUGGAUAUAUUGUCCCUGGGCCAAUCCCAGGAAAUGGGUCUGACCAUGGCUUCAAAUACAUGAUAAACUGUCUCCAAGCCAUACUUCUUGCCUCAAGACCCCAUAUACUCGUGUGUGGACCAGCUUCUGUGGAUAUUCCACAAACACCUCAACCUGACCAUUUUGAAAGUAGUCAUUCUAUUUUCUCCUCAGUAUCUCCCCCUGCUAUACUCCUUACUUGUGGUACCUCCCAGACACAAAUGACCCAAGAUGUUUGUAAAUGCUGUUUGUGAAGGUAAGAGAUGGCACAAGAUUAUUUCUGCAAAGCUGCACAGUGGUGUGCAUGCUGCUGACUAAGGACCCCUUUGAGUCCAGCAAGACUAACCUAAUUAUCUGCCCUCAACCCAGGCCACUGCAGUAGACUCCUCAUCUUUGCUCCAGGUCUGUGCCUCAGCCAAUGUCUCUUCCUCACUUUUGCCUAUGUGGCCUUACUAAAAUUCAAGUCUGAUCAUUUACUCCCCUACUUGAAAUGUCUUUUGAUGAAAUCCAGACUGCAUACUACCUAGGCAUUUCUGAAUCUAAUAUGCUCUUCUGUACUUUAAAAAAAAAUCCCCCUAGUCACUUGGUUAUUUCAUCCUUUCAUACAUUUGAAAAUUCACUGACCUAGAAAGCCAUUCUCUUCUAGUGAUCUCAUUCUUGCUUGCUCUUCAAAGGUCAGCUUGAGAUUUUAAAAUAUUCUGACAGUCUUCUGAUUUAGAUAACCAACCACGUUUUUGUGUGUUUUUUGAGACAGGUUCUCACUGUAUAGUCCAGCUGGCCUUAAACAAACUACGUAGGCCAGGCUAGCCCUGAGCUUGGACCCUCCUGCCUUUGCCUCCUCGGUGCUGGGAUUUCAGGCAUGUACCACCGCGCCUGGCCCAUCACUAUCUAUUUGAAGCAGUUGUAUGUUUCUCUUCAACACCAUCAUUCUUGAACUUUUGCCUGCAUCUCCUAGAAGGGAGGAAAUAUGACUUCUUUGUAUGAUACCCAUUUCUGAAUGAAUGGGAAAGGGAAUGAAUGAAUAAAUGAACAUUACAAGAGCAUGAAAUAUGUUUGUAAUAAAUGGAAAGUAAUGGAGGAAAGGCUUCUCAUUGAUUUUUGGUUCAUGGUUCCAGAACUAAUUUUAUCUUUUUCAUGAGUAUAAAAUUUAAAUGUCUGAGCUAUUCAUGUAAUUAUUUAUGUAGGCUUUAAAGUUUUGGGCCUGAGAUGUUUGUACACACAAACCACCAUCCUACCCAAAGCAAUGUUAAGCUGUCAGUUUCUCCUCUUUAAAAACAGUGUUUGAAAGUAAUGAUGGAAGUGUUCCUUUUGCUCCCCCGUUAUCAAAAAGGCUAUACAGGAAUUGUUAGAAAUAACAUGUUAGCGCUGUACAUGGAAAUAAACCAAAAAUGGCUCUUAGAUAUAGUUUUAAUAGCCCAAGUGACUACAUGAAAAUGUUUUGAAAAUACCUUGAAAUGGGACAAAAAUAGCUGAAUUGAAAGUACUUCGUAAUAAUUUAAAGUAGUAAUUACUAAGAACAUAGAUUUGUGUUUUUGUUUUAAGUUGGUUUGUUUUUAUCUGUUUCUGUGUUGAGACAGGGUCACAUGUAGUCCAGGCUGGCCUGGGACUUACUAUGUAACCGAGGAUAGCCUUGAACUAGACCUCCUGCCUCCACCUCCCAAGUGCUGUGAUGACGGGUGUGUACAACCACACCAAAUCUAAGAAAUAGAUUUAAAUGAUAAUGUUGAAACAACCACCUCAACUGCACCAUUACUUUCAUGUUUCUUUGGCAUCUUAUAAAUGUCUUACAGUAUGCAUCUAGAACCACUGAUAUCUUGCAAAAUAAACUUACUUUGUCAACA
Messenger RNA from Jaculus jaculus (lesser Egyptian jerboa), 3197 nucleotides. It is a transcript of the gene Eny2, whose product is annotated as ENY2 transcription and export complex 2 subunit. The record is from RefSeq and is a predicted model, not a curated record. Gene Ontology annotation, molecular function: chromatin binding; transcription coactivator activity. Lineage: Eukaryota; Metazoa; Chordata; Mammalia; Rodentia; Dipodidae. Gene Ontology annotation, cellular component: SAGA complex; nuclear pore; DUBm complex. The transcript has 5 exons. The coding region runs from base 141 to 446 and encodes 101 amino acids. Gene Ontology annotation, biological process: positive regulation of DNA-templated transcription; regulation of transcription by RNA polymerase II; poly(A)+ mRNA export from nucleus.